Fibroporia radiculosa is the source of this 447-nucleotide messenger RNA. RefSeq lists its product as uncharacterized. The record is from RefSeq and is a predicted model, not a curated record. Lineage: Eukaryota; Fungi; Basidiomycota; Agaricomycetes; Polyporales; Fibroporiaceae. The coding region runs from base 1 to 447 and encodes 148 amino acids. The transcript has 4 exons.
AUGUCGAUUGCAGAAGAUGUGAGCGCAGGGGCGGUCGACCGAGGCGUCGCCGAGGUGGCUCGGGAGUUGCCGACGCGAGAAAGCAUUGUCCUGCCUCGCUUGUUCCUUGCACCUUCCGUUCCGCGCGACAAAUGCUCGUUCAUCCUUCUCUUCUCGGUUGUUCUGGAGGCUGCUGGCUACACACGCCUUUACGACCAACACAAGUUCCAUUCAUUCAUCAUGGGUACUAUCAUCUCUGCGAUCGUUGGCGCCAUCGAGGCCGUCAUCUCGGCCAUAGCCAGCGUCAUCAUGAUCAUUGUCAGCGUUAUCGCGACUAUCAUCGUCACCAUCUUUGACAUCAUCUUCGACAUUCUCUGCUGCAACUGCUUUGGUGGGCGUACACGUCGCACCGGAUCGCACAGAUACAGAUGGGGAAUGGGGAGAGGGGGAAUGGGCGCGUCGUACUGA